AUGCAGAAGACUUCGUUCCUCGCCGCCCUCGUCCUCGCCAUCACCGGCCCCGCCAUCUUCGCAGCUGGCCAGGAAUGGACCAAGGCGUCGCUCUUCCUGGGCCCGUCGGAGGACCUCACGGACAGCGCCAACGCUAUCGUCCUCAAGCCUCUCAACGAGACGUCGGGGGACAAGGAGAUGGUCUGCAUGGGGGCCCUCUGCUGUACUCAUUGCUUGCCGAUCCGAGCCCGCAGACUCGAGGAAGUUCUCGACGAGCACCGGCGCCUCCAAGUGACGGGCAAGAGCCAAGUCCAGGAGAUCGCGUGCUUUGACCAACCCUGGGGACUGCAAGCGCCAUCACCAGACGACACUGCGCGCUGGCAGGAUCCGAUCCCGGUGCCUAUCCAGGCACCGGUGCCGAUGCCAAUCUCGACGCUGAGCUCCUGGAGCAGAAGCCCAGCGAAUGACCAAGCGAGGCGCGUGCAUUGGAGGCAGCAGAGCAGCACUCGACAGCGGCAGUGGACGAGCGGCACGCGGCAGCAGCGAGGACUGGCAGGCGGCACGCAGCAGCACCGAGGACUGGCUGCCGGCAAGCAGCAGCAGCAGCUAUUGGAGCAGCAGUAG
This is a messenger RNA of Phytophthora sojae, 603 nucleotides long. RefSeq lists its product as hypothetical. Lineage: Eukaryota; Oomycota; Peronosporomycetes; Peronosporales; Peronosporaceae. The record is from RefSeq and is a predicted model, not a curated record. The coding region runs from base 1 to 603 and encodes 200 amino acids. The transcript has 3 exons.